UUAAAAAUAUAUUUCACCGGCACCGAUAUCGAAAUCGUUGCUCGAAAAAUAUAACACAUUCCAACAGGGUGACACCGAUUCAUUCUGACAACCGCGUCUUGCGUAAGGAGCAAAAAGCAAAAAGGACUCUUUCGUGAGGACACCGUUCAGCUUAGGCCAAACCUUGCAUCGCCAUGGGUCACGGAUUCGGAGAAUUAGCCAAGGUACGCGGCAUCGUCACGCACAAGAUCUCUCCCUUCGAACAGCGCGCCUUCGCUAACGUAAUCAGCAAGGGCAUCCCGAAUACGCUGCGACGAAUCCGUUCGCAGAUCUUCAUCGUCACUCCGCCAUUCGUUAUCGGCUACAUGGUGUACAACUACAUUGAGAAUCUGCACACCCAAAUCAACCGCAAGAACCCAGCCGACUUCGAGAAUGAUUCGUAAUUCAUCUGGAUAGGCUCGUCACAACAGGUUGGCUCAUCUAGAGGUCACUGGUUGAACGUUAGCAGUGUAAUAAAAUGUUAAAAAUCUAACCCCC
This is a messenger RNA of Anopheles darlingi, 516 nucleotides long. It is a transcript of the gene UQCR-Q, whose product is annotated as cytochrome b-c1 complex subunit 8. Bases 174 to 422 code for a protein of 82 amino acids. NCBI's taxonomy places the organism in Eukaryota, Metazoa, Arthropoda, Insecta, Diptera, Culicidae. Gene Ontology annotation, biological process: mitochondrial electron transport, ubiquinol to cytochrome c. The transcript has 3 exons. The record is from RefSeq and is a predicted model, not a curated record.